Salvia hispanica is the source of this 1226-nucleotide messenger RNA. Its product is annotated as homeobox-leucine zipper protein ATHB-13. Gene Ontology annotation, biological process: positive regulation of DNA-templated transcription. Gene Ontology annotation, cellular component: nucleus. The record is from RefSeq and is a predicted model, not a curated record. Gene Ontology annotation, molecular function: sequence-specific DNA binding; DNA-binding transcription factor activity, RNA polymerase II-specific. NCBI's taxonomy places the organism in Eukaryota, Viridiplantae, Streptophyta, Magnoliopsida, Lamiales, Lamiaceae.
GUUAUCCCUCUCCCCCCCUCUCUCUCUCUAUCUCUCUCUCUCUCGUUCACAUACACUGCACUAGAAAAGGAAAAAACCAAUUCUUGAAGCUGAUUUCACACAUAUAUAAGCACACAUUCAUUAGAUAGAAAUGAAUUAAUGCUUGGAGAAUGGCGGCGGUUGGAUCAUCAAUCAUCAAGAUCAUGAUCAACAUUUGAGUACAACUCGGACUGCAGAUGGUACAACCGGUAUAGCUCAUGAUUCGUAGUGGUGAAAUGGACUUUUUCCACUCCAACUUCAUGCUCCAAAUCCCUCAUCAAGAUGAACACACCCAUCCUUCAACUUCUUUAGCUCCAAUUCUCCCCCCUCAAGACUUUCAUGGAGUGGGUUCACUGCUAGCGAAGAGGCCUCAAACGAUGGCGUUUUCGGGCGACAACAACGUCGGAGAGGAUGAGUUCUCCGACGAUGGGUCACAGAUUGGGGAGAAGAAGCGGCGGCUCAACAUGGAGCAGGUCAAAACCCUAGAGAAGAAUUUCGAGCUCGGGAACAAGCUCGAGCCCGAACGUAAAAUGCAGCUGGCUCGAGCCCUCGGGCUCCAGCCGCGCCAGAUCGCCAUCUGGUUCCAAAACAGGAGAGCCAGAUGGAAAACAAAGCAGCUAGAAAAAGAUUACGAGAUUUUGAAAAGACAAUUUGAAGCAAUUAAAGCUGAGAAUGAAGCCCUUCACACGCACAAUCACAAGCUCCAUGCUCAGAUAGUAGCCUUGAAGAAGAGGGAGGCGACGGAAUCUAUCAAUCUGAACAAGGAGACGGAGGGCUCGUACAGCAACCGGAGCGAGAACAGCUCGGAGAGGAAGAUCGAGAGCCCGAUCUUAGGGGGGAGGCAGCUAUUUCCCCCGGCCGCGACGAGGCCGGAAAUGCAGCACGCGGUUAAGGAAGAGGGGUUGUGUAAUAUGUUUGUUGGGAUGGAUGAUCAACCUGGAUUUUGGCCAUGGAUAGAGCAACACCAGUUUAAUGUAAUUAAUUAAAUCUUGAAAAUGAUUUGAUUAAAUCUGCACCCUUUGUUUGAAUUGGCCUAUGGAGAUGAAGGAAUUAAUGGGCCAAGUAAUUGAAUAUUUUGUUGAGAUGAUCAUCGAUUUUUUUUUUUUUAAUUUGUUGUACAAAUUACUACUAGUAAAAGUUAAUAUCGCACGGUUGCGACACUUUUCGGGUCAAAUUUAUGAGUAAAAUGUUCUUGAUAUAGUUUUAUA